This is a messenger RNA of Vigna radiata var. radiata (mung bean), 440 nucleotides long. Its product is annotated as chaperone protein DnaK-like. The transcript has a single exon. The record is from RefSeq and is a predicted model, not a curated record. Lineage: Eukaryota; Viridiplantae; Streptophyta; Magnoliopsida; Fabales; Fabaceae. The annotation marks the transcript as partial. Gene Ontology annotation, molecular function: ATP-dependent protein folding chaperone; ATP binding.
AUAAAGGAACCGGAAAAUCACAUGAUAUUCGUAUUGAGGCUUCUUCAGGACUAACUCAAGAAGAAAUUGAUAAAAUGCGAAAAGAAGCAGAAAUGAAUGCUGAAGCAGAUAAACAAACCAAAGAGAAAAUAGACAAACUCAAUGAAGCCGACAGCAUGAUUUUCCAAACAGAAAGUCAACUAAAAGAAUUUGGAGAAAAAUUGUCUGAAGGAAACAAAUCUACCAUUCAAAAUGCUCUUGAAGAAUUGAAAAAAGCAUAUGAAACCAAAGAUGUUGGAACAAUAGAACCUGCCCUAAACAAAAUCAAUGAAGCUUGGAAAAAUGCUUCCGAAGAGAUGUAUAANCAAGGACAAGGGGCUACUCAAGAGACACAAACACAAAAUGCCGAACAAGCUCAAGGAGACAACAUUCAGGAUGUUGACUAUGAAGAAGUCAAAUAG